GCAACGACCUUGAUAGCACAUGCAGUGCAAGUGUAUGAUAUUAAACGUUGUAAUUAUGACUAUAUAUGACGUAUAAAUAACACUUGCACUGCGUGGGCUAUCAAAAUCGCUGCAGACUUUUCUUGCUCUAACUCUAGUAUUUUGUAACUCUGCCUGUGUAUGAUCCAAAGUAUCACGGCUGUGUUAUGUGGGUAAGUAACUAAGUAUUCGCUGAUAUCCUCAGAUGACACGGGACGAGAUAGUUACAUCAAAUGUUGUGUACGAGUCAGCACACGGCAUCCUAAGCAAAGGCAUGAACGAAGUCAGUGCGAGGGUGUUGGUUUUCCUGCGCUCGUCGCUGCGCACGCCCGCCUCGGAGCCGGCGCGGGAGUGCACGGCGCGCGCCCGCGAGCUGCUCCGCUGCAGCGGCUGCCUGCAGGACAUGCUCCAAAUGUUUCUUAGUACAAAAACUAUGGAUAAAGAAAACUGGAAAGUCCUCUGCGAGUGUCUCGCGGAGGCGUGCAGGGAUUGCCCGGAUAAUCAACGUUACUGCUCUACUCUGAUUCCCAUUUGCAUACAGCGAAGGGACGAGAUGAAUAACGAAAUUCUUAAGCUGCUAUACUGUUUAUUGGUGAACAAUACAAGCAAUAUCAAUUUGUUUGUUAAAUGUAACGGUACAUCUAUUUUUACCAAAGACAUAAUUCAUGAUAGCUCGAGAAUGGAACUGUUGUCCGUAGUAGUGGAGAAUGCGACCGCGGCAAAUUUAUUAAAACGUGACUCAAAUUUGCUGAUGUCCCUUAUAACAGUCGGGGAAGAGUACAAAGUCGACUGUCAAGGAUCUUGGAAGAUGGUAGAAUGGGCGUCAGUGAUUUUGUUCCAUUUAGCAUCGCAUAUUGAAGGUUUAGAGAAUUCAAUAGCAAAAACUAGAAACAGAUCGGACUUUGACCUUGAGAUGAAUAUAUCUGAAACAACUUUUAAUGACCUCUCGAUGUCAUUUUCAUUGAAACCAAAGUGGGAAAAUUUUAAAUCAGCCAAUUUAUUAAAAAAUGCCACAACUCAGAAUAAAAUAAACGACAAUGAAUCGAAAUGCUCCACGACCGAUAUGACUGAUAUGAGUUUUCGUUCGAGCCCAAUAGAGUUCGCACCCAAAUUUGUAUCGACUCCAAAAAAAGGGAAUGCAACAAAACGAGGAGUGCAAGUGGCUGAAUUGAGUAAAGAACUGAUAAACAGGACAGAGCAAAAAGGUAAUGAUGUUACACAACGGAAGCCUUGUGCAAAUAAUUCAGCUUCACUUAUAAACAAAACAUCAACGAGUGCUCGUUUGUUAAGCAUUGUGAACAAUUCUUGCGUAUCAAUUUGUCACACGAUGAGAACUAUUUUCUGUCGAAAGCCAGCAGAUACAAAAUCCAGAAGUCUUUUAAAGCAAAAGUUCAAAAUUGACGAGGCGACGAUGUUUAAGUUUACUGAAUAUUUGAAACAGAGAGUUUCACACCCUGAUACAAAAGCUGGUAACAAACUAAACGUUCAAAAACAAGUCCAACGAAAAUUAGCUAUUAAACGAAAAUUCAGAAAGAGCAUAGUAAGGAAACUUAAAACAGGAAUGCAUUUUUAUGGUUGUAAUUUUAAGAAAAUAGCUCAAGCCAUGUGGUCGCACGAAAAGGAAAUGACGCCCAACGUGCUUUAUAAUAUUUAUAGAAAGUAUGUACUCAAAUGAACGUUUGUUAACCAAGUUACUUUUUUACAAAAGGUAGGUAACAUUAUAAUUAUAACCGACUUGAAAGAAGGCGAGGUUAAUAUCAAUAAAGCCAUAUUUUUGUGAUUAUUUCUGAAAUGAUUUGAAAAAUGUAUUUUUUGUUUAAUGUACAUGCAUAUUGAACUAUUAUUACUAUGUAUUGUAUACCUAAAAUCGGAACAGAGAACCUGUAUUUUGCGAUUGCGUCAAUUUCAUUAUUGUUUGGUAUGGCUCAACUGUAGACUGUUCAAAAAACAUAACAAUUGGUCAAUUUGAUUAUUCCACCAGAGCGGCUACCGCGAAAACCGAAAUUCGCAAAUUGCGGGGAUCUUUCUCUUUUACUCUAAUGAA
Molecule: messenger RNA, 2062 nt
Organism: Cydia fagiglandana
Lineage: Eukaryota; Metazoa; Arthropoda; Insecta; Lepidoptera; Tortricidae
Exons: 7
Coding region: 224-1693 (489 amino acids)
Source: RefSeq, a predicted model, not a curated record